ACUGUCGUGUUGGGUUGGACAGCGAUCAAGCACGAACCUACAUCUUCUAAAGAUAAUAGCGCACUGUGCACGGUGUAUACAGGUCGGAGAUCCCAAUUUAACCUGUUGGAUAUCACUUAUUGUUGUUUUGCUUACUAUACUUUGGCUAAGUUAUACCCUUUCCUCAGCAGUCAGUUAAACCCAAGAUAAUUGAUCUCCAAAUGGAUAGAAGAUUCCACAACUUGACUCUGGAGCAAGUCCAGACUUUGGACCAGGUGUUGACAGAGGUAAUACCCAUCCACGGCAGAGGAAACUUCCCCACCCUGGAGGUUAGACCCAAGGACAUCAUCCACGUAGUGAAGGACCGGCUGUUGGAGAGGGAGAUCAGGGUCAGAGACAUCCGCCUCAAUGGCUCCACCGCCAGCCAUGUGAUGGUCAGGGACAACGGCACGGGCUACAGAGACCUGGACAUCAUCUUUGGAGUGGAGCUGCCCAGACAGGAGGACUUCCAGGUCAUCAAGGAGGUGGUGCUGGGCAGCCUGCGUGACCUCCUUCCCCGUGGGGUUAACAGACGCAAGAUCACCUGCCUCACCAUGAAGGAGGCCUAUGUGCAGAAGAUGGUCAAGGUCUUCAAUGAGCACGACCGCUGGAGCCUUAUCUCACUGUCCAAUAACAGGGGUAAAACAGUGGGGCUCAGGUUUGUAAGUUCCCUGCGACGCCAGUUUGAGUUCAGUGUGGACUCCUUCCAGAUUAUAUUGGACCGUAUGCUGGAGUCAUACUGGGAGACUGAGAGGAGGCAAGGAGUUCAGUGUGAGGGAUUGGAGUCACACAAUGGCAUUGUGUUACAUCCAGAUAGAGGGGCAGAGAAAACCAUAAUGGUACCCCAGUAUUCUUCCACCUCUGAGAAUCUAAAAGAGGAUAAAGACAAAGAUUCAAUGAUGACUCGCUUCGCUGACAGUCCGUGCCACAGUGAACAGGUUGUUGUUCAAGAGGAAGAAUCAUCGCAUCCGAUGAAUGUGCAUGCAACUGGAAAACAAGAGCCACUGGAAGUGUUAGAGAGAGCAGAGCUAGACCUUGGAACUCUGGAGAAUGAGGAAGAGGUAGAAGAGGAGGAGGUGGUAAAGGUUGAUACAGUACUUGAGAUAAGAGUAGAGGAAAAAAUGCAAUUUGUUCAGAAUACAGAUUAUCCCUCACUUAUAUCCUCCUCCAAAAUAUUGACAGACGUGAUGGAACCUCUGGUGUCAAAUAUAUCUGUAAACCCUCAAAGUAACAUAGAGGAGUCACUGAUCUCUGAGUCAAAAGACAUCAAGCCAUCCCCAGUGUUGCUCACAGAGAACUCAGUGCAAGAGCAACUUCAAGUGAUGCCUCAAUCCACAUCCCAAUCCUGCACUGCUGUCACACAAAACGUACAUCUUGAACAUUUAUUCCCUCCGCCAGCCAAGAAAACCUGUAAUACAUCCCAGGGAAUUGUCCCUGACUAUUGCCCCUCACCUAAACCACCAAGGAAGAUGUCACGGAAGAUGAGCAGCAUCUCAUCACUCCCUGAAAAAUGGUCUUUGUUAAAAGAUUUGUCAGAUCUUACAACACAGCUGUUUGAGCCUAUAGAAAUACUUCCAACACCUCAACCAAAUCACUCUUUAUUAGACACUGAUCAAGGCCAUUAUUCAUCUUCCUCAGGGUCCAGACAAAGGAACGCAGAGGGCACUAAAACAUUCACAGACCACCUUACUCCAGCCGUUUCAUCCCAGGAUAAAAACAUCUCACCCCGUACCGUAGAACAAAUAGUCAGGGUGAAAUAUUCAAAAAAGCCUCCAGACUCAGAUGCUUCUGAGGAAUCAUUGUCCCUUCAAACAACAGGGAACCGAGUCCCAGAGACUGAACCUGCUGCUACUCAGGAACUAGCGCCACCAGAGACAACCACAGUCUGUCCACGGGCAGGGGCAAGUUCGGCCCCAAGGGACAAGGCCAGCAUCACUGUGGUAGCAGAGUGCAUGUACGGGGACUUUGAGCAAGCCAUGGAUCAUCUGCGUUUCCGACUGAUUGCCACCCAUAACCCAGAGGAGAUCAGAGGAGGUGGGCUUCUGAAGUAUAGUGACCUGCUGGUGAGGAACUUCAGGCCAGCCAGCGAGACAGAGAUCAAGUCCCUAGAGCGCUACAUGUGCUCCCGCUUCUUUAUUGACUUUCCUGACGUUAGCGAGCAGCAGCGCAAGAUCGAGGCCUACCUGCGCUGCCACUUUGUUGGCGACGAGGAGACGAGCAAGUAUGACUAUCUGAUGACCCUGCGUCGGGUGAUAGAUGAGAGUACAGUGUGUCUGAUGGGACAUGAGAGGAGGCAGACACUCAAUAUGAUCACUGUCCUGGCUCUGAGGGUGCUGGGGGAACAGAACGCCAUCCCCAACACUGCCAACGUCACCUGCUUCUACCAGCCUGCGCCAUACAUGGCUGACCCCAUAUUCAGCAGCUACUACAUUCCCCAGGCAGCACAGCCACCCCUGCUUUACCACCCCUACCCUUUACAUGUCCACAUGCAGACCGGCCUGGUGUAGCCCCAGCAUGUGAGUGGGGGAGAGCAUGUGGGCUGCAUUCUAUAUGGUUCUACUCUGUAUCCAGAGGCACAAAAUUGAUUUAAAAAA
This is a messenger RNA of Salvelinus sp. IW2-2015, 2612 nucleotides long. RefSeq lists its product as uncharacterized. Lineage: Eukaryota; Metazoa; Chordata; Actinopteri; Salmoniformes; Salmonidae. The record is from RefSeq and is a predicted model, not a curated record. Gene Ontology annotation, biological process: mRNA stabilization. Gene Ontology annotation, molecular function: poly(A) RNA polymerase activity; RNA binding.